GACAUACUUUUACUAUAAUCACUCUAAUUCAAUAGUGAAAAUUACCUAAAUGUCACACACCAAAUAAAGAAGAAGAAAAUUUAUUAUUACCAUUUACCCCACAUCCCACUCCUAAACGGCCUCCUCCUUCCACUCCUAUCUCUGUCACCAUCAGACCCUAAUCCUUAACUGCCCUCUCUCUUCCACUGCUAUCUUCGUCACCUCAUCCAACCCGCUAGCUCCCUCUUCCGCUACCUAACUACCUCCAAUGUCCUCUCUCACCUCGUCCGCGCUGCCGCUGCAAACUACUCUUAUUCCAUCAAUUCUUCGCCUCUUAUUUCUUCGAAACGACACCUCACCGUGUCCUACCUCGCCAAGUCGCCAUCCCCAUCUCUCUCCACCCGGAUUGACAACCUCCCUAGCCGUCCCUAUCUCCCUCCACCAGAUCGGCAGCCGCUCGCGGGUUCCUUCCAGCUCGUCCACCCGCACCAUCCCAGGAGACGGUACAUGAAAAAAUUGCAACCUGGUACCUGUUCUGGCCGGGCCAACCGCCGGGUAUGCUGGAUUUUGACACAGUCUUUCCACGUUUGACUAUUCUGAGCUAUCUCUAAAAUGGGUGAUCAGCGCUCGUUUUCUCCUCCGGGUCCGGGCUAAUCCGUGUCGACCCGCGGGUCAACCCGCAGGUUGACAACCUUGGUUUAGAGCCUUAGUCGGAUUAGGAAAGCCAUGUAUAUAUGUUGAGUGCCUCCCCUGAUGUACUUACGGACUCUAUUCUACCGAGAUUAUACGACUGGCUCUGAGAGGUUGGUCCUCUCCUUGGAUUAGUCUCAACGAUACUUGUUGAAAAAACCACGUAAAUCUUGUAUUGUUCUUAAUGCUUUAAUCUUGGUUGACAUGGUAUCAGAGCCUCGGGCUUGAUUCGGUGAAUUUCAGUUCUUGUCUUUGGCUAUUCAGAGUUUCUAGUGAUCUUCAGGUAUUCAGGUUACUUCUGUUCUUGUGGUUUUUCGGAUAUUCAGGAUUUUCUUGGCAGUUUUUGGUUGUUCGCUGCUGCUUAUUGGUUACGGCUAAGAUUCUUGGGUUCUUCGCUCGACCGCGUUCUGUUCGGCGUCCUCUUCCGGUUUCAGAUUUGGCAGUUCUUCUAUUCUUGUUCGGUUGCUCUUCCUUCUUGUGUGUGUGUGUGUGUGCGGGAUGUGAUCAUUGAGUCAUCACAUUUAGAUGGGGUUUCUAUUCAUUUUGAUGGGAGGAACUUCUCCCUUUGGGAGUUCCAAUUCCGGAUUUUUGUCCAAGGGCGUCGUUUCUGCCUGUUCUUGACGGUACUCUCCUGGGACAGCUUCCACGGCGUCAGACAAAGAGAAGGGGGAUUGGGUUGUUUCCAAUGCUCAAGUUAUGAAUUGGAUUCUCUCUUCUGUUGAGUCUGUCAUUGCUCUCAGCUUGAGAGGGUUAUUACCACUCAUGCUAGUGGCGGCACCUGAGUGAGCUUCACUCACAGAUAAUGGCUUCUCGUAAAUUUGAGCUUGAACUUGAUAUAUCUAAGUUGCAGCAAGGGGAUCUUGAUGCUCGAGCAAAUUAUCAAGUUGUUGUCACUUUGUGGACCGAGCAUGACAUGCUCACUACCUCGUUGGUCUUCUAUGCUGCCUCCGCUGAGGUUAUCCGUGAACGCUCUAGUUUGCAUCUUAUACAUUUCAUGAUGAAGCUUUGUCCGGAGUUUGAAGGUAUUCGAGCAUCUCUUCUCCAUCGCAAUGUUGCCAAGGUGGAGGAUGUGUUGGGAGAAUUAAUUCGGGAAGAAUCUAGGUAGAGGAGUCAACCUAAGGUCGAUUUCCAGGCGGUGGAAUCUUCCCCCACUUCCUUUGCGGCUGGCGCAACCCGUGCUCCUUCUUAUGGUAAUUCUGAGUCUCUUGAUAAUUCUGCUUUUGCUGUUAGUUCGGAGCACCUUCGUUUCAGCGAACUGCAAUCGGUAUGGUUAUUUGCUAUUAUUGUAAAGAACUUGGACAUGUACAGCUUCACUUCCCAAAGAGGAAUGCUUGCAACUACUGUAAGGCCUCUGGCCAUAAAAUAAAUGCAUGUCCUAUCUUGGCGAAACAGGGGCGUAACUGUCCGUCUCAUGGCUCCAUGUCGAGGGGUUCCUCGGCAGCUCCAGCCUAUGUGGCUUCUCUGGUUCCGUCUUCUGCAGUCUCUCUCACUCAGGAUACUAUUCGCCAAAUGCUCCAGGAGGUUGUUCGGGAUGUGAUUCCUUCAGCAUUAGGCUCGAUUUUUACUGCUGGUAUGUCAUCUUGCUCUUCUCCCACUUGGCAUCUUGACAUUGCAACAUUUAAGCGUAUGACCAGUUCUCGUUUUUCUCUUUAGUCAACUUCGCCUUUCUAGUUCUAUUCAGUUAUAGGUUGGUGAUGGCACUCGAUUACCAGCUUAGGGUAUUGGUGUAGAUUUUGGUCCUAUUUAUCUCUCCCGGACACAAUCUAUGCGCCGCGAUUGGUAUCUAACCUUGUAUCAGUUGGUCAGUUGGCAGAAAAUGGGUGUCACAUCAUCUUUGAUACUACUGGUUGCAUUGUGCAGGACCGAAAAACGCGGUGGGAGAUCGGCCACGGGACUAGACGAGGUCGGGGGUACACUCUUGACAACUAGGAGCAGUUGGAUCCGUAGGGGUGUGCGUGCAGCGGCAGUAAAGGAUCCGUUGAGGCCUCAGUUCUUGUUUUGUCUAGUUCACCUUUUGUUGGUUAUUCUAUUAACUUGUCCAAUUGGGAGUUGUAGCAUCGCAGGUUGGGUCAUCCGCUUUCUGCCAGAUUGUUAGAGAUGUUUAAGAAUAAGCUGUUAUCUAAUACAUUUAUUUCUGAUUCAGAUACUAUUUGCACACACUGUUUGGAAGCUAAGUUAUCUCAACAGUCUUUUGGUUCAAGUACUACAGUUGACUCUGAUCCCUUUGAUUUAGUUCACACUGACCUAUGGGAUCCUUCUCAUGUUACAUCUCGCAUGGGUUUUCGAUAUUUUGCUUUAUUCAUAGAUCAUGCGACUCGCUUUGCCUGAAUAUAUUUUCUUCGUCAAAAGUCAGAUUUGUUGAUUGUUGCCAAGGAGUUUAUUCAGUUGAUUAAAACUCAGUUUGGAAAGAUUAUCAAGGUCAUUCGCUCUGAUCCAGUCGGGGAAUUUUUUUAUGGGCUACUACAGGAGGUCUUUAAAGCCCAUGGUAUACUUCCACAAUAGUCUUGUCCAGGUGUCUCGCAACAAAAUGGUCUAGUGACACGCAAACAUCGGCAUGUUCUGUAGUUGACUAGAGCCAUUCCUUUUCAGUCCAGUAUUCCCUCUGGUUUCUGGGUCGAGCCAGUUCAUACGAUUGUGUAUUUGAUAAAUCGCCAACCCACUCCGGUUUUCUCUCAUCGUAGUCCGUAUGAGCCGUUACAUUCUCGCACACCAGAUUAUGCUUAACUCUGAGUAUUUGGCUGUGUUUGCUAAGUCCUCCUUCCCCGACGGGAGCGGCAUGAGCUCGUACCCAAAGCAGUUUGAUGCAUCUUUGUGGGUUAUAGUGGUAAACACAAAGGCUAUGUCUGUUACGAUGUGUUCAAUCGGCGGAUCUGCAUAUCAUGUCAUGUGGUAUUUUUGGAGCAUCUAUCAUACUAUCAUGUUUAGGAUUCUUCUACACGUGCGGACUUGGACUUUCUUCGGCCUCAGCUGGCAUUCUUCGAUCUUUCAUCUUCACCUUUUGAUGGGGGUCCUUCGACCUCAGGUUAAGGAUCAAUGUCGAUGAACCUUAGUAUUUUCUCUUCUUCGUCUGGUUCAUCUUCCUCCUCCUCCAUGUCACCUUAGCACUCAUCCUCCUUGGCCUCGUCGAGCUCCUCUGAAACUAGAUCUCUUCCUCGUCCUCGAUUUUGCUGCACUCGAAUGUCCUCUGUGGUGGUUGUCCAGGUUGCGGUUAAAGUUGUUCAUGUGUUGAUGUUUGAAAGCGAGUAUGAUUCCCGUGUUUCGUGCCUAUGUGAUAUGUCCCCAACGGUUGCAUGAUUGAGAUGUUCUGAGCUUACCUUGUAUCUAACUUGGUUUGCUUGGGGACAAGCAAACGGUUAAGUGUGGGGGAAUUUGAUGGCGUCGUUUUUGCACAUGUUUUCACUCUUGUUUCCUUACCAUUUUAGCUCGAAUUUGUUGUUCCUUGGCCUAUUUUACGCUAGGUUGUGUUGUUUUGUCGUAUUUCAGGUCCUAGCAAGUAAAGAGGUGCAUAGGCG
Messenger RNA from Linum trigynum, 4181 nucleotides. Lineage: Eukaryota; Viridiplantae; Streptophyta; Magnoliopsida; Malpighiales; Linaceae. The record is from the annotation of a GenBank genome assembly.